GCUGUGGUGUCGCCUCCCUGGCAACAAGAGGAGAUCAAUAACAUCCGCCCUGUCGGUGUCAGCAUCAGCUGGUGAUUUUAGGAGGAACGAAGAUCUGAUGUGGGAUUAAUCCGCGGUCAGAAAUGGACAAUCAUCAGGAAGGAGGCGUUAAAUACCUGAAGAGGAGAGUGAAGGGCUGCACUCUGGACGUCCACCCCACUGAGAAAGCCCUCGUGGUUCAGUACGAGGUGGAGGCGACCGUCCUGGGAGAGCUCGGGGACGCCAUAGUCGGAGAACGCAAGGAGUGUCAGAAAAUUAUCCGCCUGAAAAGCCUGAACGCCCACACGGACACGUCCUCUCUGGCCCGAAAGGUGGUGGAGGAAUGUCGCCUGAUUCACCCGUCCAAACUGAGCGAGGUGGAGCAACUGCUCUUCUAUUUACAGAAACGUAAAGAAUCAAACGACAAUCAGGAGAAGAAACGCAUCACGCCACGAGACUUCACACCUUACACAGGAGUGGAGCUGGACGAGGUGGCGAGCAUCAACAGCAUCGAUGAAUACGUGGAGCUGCUCUACGAGGACAUCCAGGAGAAGAUCCGAGGAGCCUCGCUCAUCUUUCAGCUCGCACAAAACCCCGACAACCUGGAGGAGCUCUUGCAGAACGAGACCGUCCUGGGAGCCCUGGCCCGGGUUCUGAGGGAGGACUGGAAGCAGAGCAUGGACCUGGCAACGACCAUCACCCACGUCUUCUUCUGCUUCUCCAGUUUCUCCCAGUUCCACGGCCUGGUCACACACUAUAAGAUCGGGGCGUUGUGUAUGAACAUGAUCGAGCACGAGCUGAAGAGGUACGACCUCUGGCAGGAAGAGCUGCAGAAGAAGAAGAAGGCUUAUGAAGAAUCUCCAGAGAACCAAAACCUGAAGAAGGAACACGAGAAGUCUCUCAGGAAGUACCAGAGCCUCCUGGUCAGACAGGAGCAGCUCCUCUCAGUGGCUCUGUGUCUGCUGCUGAACCUGGCUGAAGACACUCGCACCGAGCUGAAGAUGAGGAACAAAAACAUUGUCCACAUGCUGGUGAAGAUCCUGGACCGGAAAGACCAGGACCUGCUGCUGGUGGUUGUCUCCUUCCUCAAGAAGCUCUCCAUCUUCCUGGAGAACAAAAACGACAUGGCUGAAACAUCAGCAGUGGAGAAGCUGGCUCACCUCAUUCCCUCCGAACAUGAGGAGUUCCUGUGCACCUCCUUACGCCUCCUGCUCAACCUCUCGUUCGACACAACGCUGCGCAGCCAGAUGGUGCAGGCGGGACUCAUCCCCAAACUGUCCUCACUGCUCGCUGACGAGGCCCAGAGACAGCUCAGCAUGUGCAUUCUGUACCACAUCAGCAUGGACGACAGAUUCAAGUCCAUGUUUGCCGACACAGACUGCAUACCGCAGCUGAUGAGGAUGGUGUUUGACUCGGGGGAGAAGAUCGACGUGGAGCUCAUCUCUCUCUGCAUCAACCUGGCUGCCAACAAGAGCAACGCUCAGCUCAUCUGUGAAGGUAACGGUCUGAAGAUGCUGAUGAAGCGUGCCGUGAAGCUGAAGGACGUCCUGGUGAUGAAGAUGAUCAGAAACCUUUCUCAGCACAGCGGACCCACAAAGAGCCUCUUCCUGGACCACGUCGGUGACCUCGCCGCUCAGAUCAGCGAGGAAGAGGCCGAAGAGUUUGUGAUCGAGUGUCUCGGCACGCUGGCCAACCUGACCAUCCCUGACCUGGACUGGGCUCUGGUCCUCAAAGAGUACAACCUGGUGCCCUACCUGAAGGACCGCCUCAAACCAGGCACUGCUGAAGAGGACCUCAUGCUGGAGGUGGUCAUCAUGAUCGGCACCGUGUCCAUGGACGACUCCUGUGCAGCCAUGUUGGCAAAGUCUGGCAUCAUUCCUGCUCUCAUCGAGCUGCUCAAUGCCCAACAGGAGGAUGAUGAGUUUGUGUGUCAGAUUGUCUACGUCUUCUACCAGAUGGUUUUUCACAAAGCCACCAGAGACGUCAUUGUCAAAGACACCCAAGCACCGGCGUACCUCAUCGACCUGAUGCACGAUAAGAAUGCAGAGAUACGCAAAGUCUGCAACAACACGUUGGAUAUCAUCGCUGAGUACGACGAAGAAUGGGGGAAGAAGAUCCAGACAGAGAAGUUCCGCUGGUACAACGGUCAGUGGUUGGAGAUGGUGGAGAACCGUCAGAUGGAUGAAACAGGAGAGCCUUUCAUGUACGGGGAUGACGGAGAAUCCUACAUUGGGAACGGAGACAUCCUGGAGAGACCCGACCUGUUCUACAGUGCAGAUGGGAUCAUCUCAGCAGAUGGCACCAUCAGUCCUGAGUUCUACAGCGACUUUCAGAACAGAGACCUGGGUCAGACCGGAUACAUUAGCAGUGUGUCGGAGCAGUUCCUCCCAACAGAUCGUCCCGUCAGCGCCUACGGUUUCAGACCUGAUGAACAGUUCUUCCUGAACUACAACAGCGCCCGCUAAACCAGGAACGUCUCACUAAAUAUGAAUAUUCAUAUCCACCAUGUGUCUUUAUUUAUGAACGUUCAGA
Cheilinus undulatus (humphead wrasse) is the source of this 2550-nucleotide messenger RNA. RefSeq names its product kinesin-associated protein 3a (gene kifap3a). The transcript has 20 exons. The record is from RefSeq and is a predicted model, not a curated record. Gene Ontology annotation, biological process: cilium organization; microtubule-based movement. Gene Ontology annotation, cellular component: kinesin II complex; axoneme; ciliary transition zone. Bases 123 to 2483 code for a protein of 786 amino acids. Gene Ontology annotation, molecular function: kinesin binding. Lineage: Eukaryota; Metazoa; Chordata; Actinopteri; Labriformes; Labridae.